AUGGCCUGGUUGCUUCCUAACGAAAUAUCGGAGUUUGUUAGCACAAAGUCAUCUCUGCCCGCUCCCUCGGCGGAGGACUGCUUUUAUUGGCCCCAGGAAAAGCAAUGGGUGCCCGAACGACUCCUGAAGAAGCUUAAAGCGGGCGAAAGAAAGCAGCUUCAGGCGUCAAAAACCCUUGUACAGCGAGCGGCUUCAGGUAGGGUAUUCUACCCUGCAGGUCAAAGCAAAUGCCGCAAGUGCGGAGGCUCCAUUCCGAAGGGGGCCCUCCGCGUUGGGUAUCCCACAUCAGAUCCACGCGGGGCAUAUGAAGUGCUUUGCUGUUGGCUGCAUCUUGGCUGCAGCAGCGAGCUUUUCUCCGUCCUACUGGAGGGGGAGGCGGGGGAGCAGCUCCUAGACCAGCUGAGAGAGGAUCUUUUAGUUUCUCUGUCCUCCUUGAAGUCCGUCCAGGCUACCUCACAGGCAGGGAAAGGCUUGCCCAAGGCAGAGGACGGGGUCCCCCCUGCUGGCUCCUCCAAGGAGGGGCCAGCACAGUGCAAAAACGAAAAGCAACAAGAACGCAAGACACGAGCAUGUGGAUUAGCACGCGCAGCGGCAAAAGGAGAGGAAGGGGCAGCGACUGACAGCUGCAAGGGAGCUCCCAGCACUGCAUCAACGGCGGCGACUAGUGAGGCCGGCGUCAGCAGGGGAGCUUCUGGGGUCAAUGAGACAUCUCAGGCUGGCAACGAUGAAGCUACAGCAGUUGAACUGCCGCCGCAAGACAGACUGCUGCUGGAGAGGGCGGGCUGUAUUGUCUCCCUGGACCGCCUCUGCCUUGCAGAGGAAGGGCUGUCGCCCAUUGAACAGGGGGAAGUCCAGGGGGCACUGGCGAUGGCUGCACGCCGCGUAUUUUUUCCAGCUGAGGUCCAGGCGGAGUCAGCAGCAGCAGCAGCAGCAGCAGAAGAGGCGCUGGAGGGCCUCGCCAAGAGGGAAGUUAAGGGGCGUGCACCGUCUCCCGAGGGGCUGUUGCUGCCGCUGCUGCCUUUCCAGGAAGAGGGCCUCUGGUGGCUCAUGCAGCAGGAGGAGUCUCACGUACGGGGAGGCAUUCUUGCCGAUGAGAUGGGGAUGGGGAAGACAAUACAGAUAAUAUCUCUUCUGCUGUCGCGUCCUUUUCCUCCGCUCCCUCCCUCCGUAUCCCCUCUCGUACGCAAAGUCGUGUGCAGCACGCUGGUCGUGACACCGCUGGCCGCCCUUCUGCAGUGGAAGAGUGAGCUGGACAGGUUUGUGUUGCCGGGACGGCUCUCUGUGCUCAUCUAUCACGGAGCCCAUAGGAGGUCGUUGCACUCCGUUCUACAUCAGUACGAUGUCGUGCUGACAACAUAUCAAACCGUCGAACAGGACUUCCGCCAACAGGCGAACAAACAGAAGGUUCCCUGCAAGUACUGCGGACGGCUGUUUUUACAAGACAAGCUGUACAUACACCUCAAGUACUUUUGUGGACCCGAUGCCCAGCGUACUGCAAAACAGCGUUUGACAGAACGCAAGAUGGAAGGGGCUACAGAACGGGCCAUGCUGACUCUGAACAUCAUCCAUGCAGAGGAGGAAAAGGCGGAGUCCAAGGCAGCCACUGGCGCGGCAGCCGCAAGAAAGAAGCAGAGCAGCAAGGCAAAGGGGGGAAAGAAGGGGGAAGGUGGUAAAGGAGAGCCGUCGAGCUUCGUGCCAACGCCUUCUAAUUGUUUCAAAGAGCUGCUGCAGCAAGCAAAUAUCAGCCUUGACCAGGUCGGACCCAAUCCGUGGCUUGGGCCUCACUUCAACCGGAGUGCGCGCGCUGCGGCAGAUACGUCGGAGCUUUCAACGGAGGAAAAGUCUAAGGUGGACGCUGAAUCAAGCAGCGGCAUCAGCAGCAGUGACCGAGGCAGCACCAACGGUGCGACUGGGGAGGGCCUCUGCGUAGGAGACCUUGCCCGCCUCAAAGUGGCGGAGCUGAAGGAGCUUGUCAAAGUUCUCGGGGGGACAGUAGGAGCCCGCAAAACGAAGGCUCAACUGCUGGAGCAGCUUCAGCCGCUGCUGCAAGAGGGCAACACGGCGAAGGAGGAGACGCCAGAAGGGGCAGCAGCGGAAAGCGAAGCAGCCAACGUAGUCAGCAGGGCCAGUGUGGCGUUGCGGAAUAGGCAGCAAGAGGAUGACGAGCAGCUUCAAGAAGAUUCUGAAGCGGAGAACAGCCCCACUCAGGGUCGUGUUGCCCGCAGGAGCAACAAAAACACGACCAAACCUGUCAAGCAGGAAAAGGUAGAGGACAUGAACCUCGUGGAUCGAAAGCAACAGGUUACAAGCUCACCGGAGAGCAGCACUAGCAGCAGCACUAGCAGUAGCAGAAGGCCACCCUUCAAGUACGUUAAGCCCGUAAAGCCAAAGCAGCAGCACGUAGAUCAGCAACAAGACACGGGCGUGAUAGACGACGAGCAGCCUCUGUCUGCUGCUGGCGGGGGGAAGAAGCAUCAAAAGGCCAGUAAGGGCACAGCCAAAAGCGCAUCGAAGAGCAGCAAGAAGGGCAGUAAGAAAGCCUUGACGAGCUGCAAAAAGCCAAGGACGCCUCAGAAGACGAGACCUCGAAAGGCAGCACAGAGGCAGAGCUCACCCCAGGAGAGUACCAGCAGCGGGGGUGACAGCGACUGGGAGAGCGGCAGCACUGCAUACGAGCCUUCUGAGUCGUCCUCCGGAAGCGACUCUUCAGAGUCCUUUGUGACCUCCUCAGACGAUGCUGCCCCUGUGUCUGACUCUGACGCUUCCUCAGUCAUUUCUGUGCUUUCUGCCGGCAGCAAAAGGAGGGGAAAGCGUCGAGGAGCUGGUAGCAGCGGAGGCACAAGUACCAGCAGCAGGGGGUCUCAGCAGCGUCUGCUGGUCACACCGGUAGAUGAGUUGCUUUGGGGUAAGGCACUCGGUGAUUCAGAGUCUGAGGACGGCGAAGAAGGGGGGCGGGUUAGAGAGAGACUCGAGGAGGAUCCGCAGCUGAUUGAGGCUCUUAGACAGUCUCCGCUUCACGGUGUUGUGUGGCAGCGAAUCGUGCUAGAUGAGGCCCACAGAAUAAAGUCCAGGAACAGCAGUACCGCACAGGCGAUCUUUGCUCUGCGGAGUGCCACACUGAGGGUGCCCGGUGUAGAGCAGCAGCAAAAGCGAGUAGGAGGAGAUGACCAGGCUUUGAAUUGUGAUGCAUGUGACACUGCACCGCCUGUGGCCGCUGAGGCUGCUGAGAGCACUGAAGACGCUGUCAAGCAGACGAGUGGGGUAGAGGGCGAUUCCAAGCCUGGAAAGCGCAAACGGCAAAGUAAAAUGCAACAACGGCAGCAGCAGAAGCAGCAGACGCAAGAGGCGAAAAAGAAGCAAGACACUGAGGGGACGGAGGAGCAGGCACCGCAAGCUGCUGGGCCUCCAAAGCGGAUGCGGAAGGCGUCAGAGGGCACAAGCGAGAGCGGAGGUGGUCAACGAUCAGCAGGUUCUGCUACCGCUGAUGCUGAUGAGGGGGAGCGAGAGUUUGAGAUUCGGGUUGGAGGCUGCAGGUGGUGUUUGACGGGUACUCCGCUGCAGAACCGAGUUGGCGAGCUGUACAGUCUCGUGCGGUUCCUGCGGUUCUAUCCGUAUGCGUAUUAUUUCUGCUCGAAGAAGGGUUGCAACUGCAGGUCUAUGCACUACCGGUUCGCCGACGGGAAGUAUUGCGAGAAGUGUUCGCACACACGUAUGACACACUACUCUUUCUUUUGUCGCCGCGUCGUCAAGCCCAUCAAAGAGUUCGGGUAUCAGGGGGAGGGUAUCGUGGCCCUUGAGACGCUGAAGAAGGAAGUUCUGGAUAUUUGCUUGCUUAGGCGAACGAAGGUAGAGAGGGCGGCUGAUGUGAAGCUGCCGCCCCUCACGGUCUCCAUCCGGAGGGAUUCGCUGAGUCCUCAAGAAAGAGACUUUUACGAAGCUCUUUUCAAACAAACGGCUACUCAGUUUGACUCGUAUGUGAAGAGCGGCACUGUUCUGCACAAUUUUGCACACAUCUUCGAUCUGCUCUCCCGGCUACGACAAGCGGUUGAUCAUCCCUACCUGCUCAUUCAUGGGUCACUCCAGUCCAAGGAGGGCUGUCAGCCCCUCCCCACAGAUUCGCGCAACCCCCACGAGACUGGUGUGUGUUCAAUUUGCCAGGAAGAUAUGAGCGCCAUGGACAUGAUUCAAGCCAAAUGUGGACACGCAUUUCACCGCCUUUGCAUUGAAGAAUAUAUGGAGUCUGCGCCCAUGAUGGCGGAUGCAGGAGAAGAGCAAAUGCCACAGCCUGCAACACUGGGAUGCCCCGCCUGCUUCGUUCCCCUGACUGUUGACUUAUCUUGUCCAGUUGGACAAGAGGCUGCUGAAGAAUCCUGCAGCAGCCGGCAAGCAGCAGGCAGGAAGACUGCUGCUAGAGCAGGAGGCAGGAAGGAGCGCAAGAAUCAAACGGAGGGAGGAUGGGAUGGGGAGGAGCUUAGCGAGGAUGAGGGAGAUGCAUCUGAGAUUGAUUCAAUCCUCAAGGGCACCGCAGGUGGAGACAUCGUAGAUGUCGCGAACGAGGGGAUUAAUAGAGCGUCCGAGACAAGGAACAAGGGUUCGACGAGAAGAAGAGCAAUUAUGAAGAAGAUCAGCGCCAGCAGCUUCACCAGCAGCACUAAGAUUGAGGCGCUUGUGCAGGAGCUACAAACUGAUUACUCAGAAGACCCCGAAGUGAAGAGCAUCGUCUUCUCUCAGUUCUGUGCCAUGCUGGACCUUAUUGAAUUCCGGCUAAAGAGGGAAGGAAUUCACUGCGCCCAGCUGACGGGGUCUAUGACUGCCAUUGCGAGGAGCAAUGUGCUGUAUGCGUUUAACAAAGACCCCCACAUGCGAGUGAUACUGAUUAGCCUAAAGGCAGGUGGAGAGGGGCUGAACUUGCAGGUUGCCAGUAGGAUAUACCUCAUGGAUCCUUGGUGGAACCCAGCAGCUGAGAUGCAGGCCAUCCAGAGAGCCCAUAGAAUUGGUCAGACACGGCCUGUUAAGGGUGUGCGCUUCAUUUGUAGUGACACAAUUGAGGAACGCAUUCUGCAGCUCCAAGAAAAGAAACAACUUGUAUUCGACGGCACUGUAGGCGCGUCGAAUCAAGCAAUGCAUAAGCUUACUCAGGAAGAUCUCCGUUUCCUUUUUCAGUCUUAG
This is a messenger RNA of Cyclospora cayetanensis, 5169 nucleotides long. RefSeq lists its product as uncharacterized. NCBI's taxonomy places the organism in Eukaryota, Apicomplexa, Conoidasida, Eucoccidiorida, Eimeriidae. Bases 1 to 5169 code for a protein of 1722 amino acids. The record is from RefSeq and is a predicted model, not a curated record. The transcript is spliced from 11 exons. Gene Ontology annotation, molecular function: ATP-dependent chromatin remodeler activity; ATP binding; DNA binding.